AUGGGCGAUGUCGUCCUCGACCCCGUACGGUUGCAGGUCGUCCGGUACAUGCAAGUGGCGAGCGCAACGUUAUUGGUGACGGAUUGGCUGGCGACAUCCCUGGACGAGAUACAGUACAUAUGGUUCACGAACUGGGGUGCAACCAAGAUUCUCUUUCUCCUCAGUCGAUACUCCCCUUUCCUCGACACGCCUCUGAACCUGAUAUAUUAUAUUUCACCCUCCAUUACGCCGAAGGGUUGCUUAACGAACUAUCGAAUAUCGACCUGUCCGUCUCCUUCAUCCUACCGCCGUGGUUCUGGCUUUGACGACAUCGAUCUAGGGUCAACGGGCGUUGGAAUGGGAAUCGCCGAACUGAUCUUGCUAAUGAGAACUUAUGCCAUCUACGACUGCUCGCGCAAAGUCCUGAUCUCGCUCGGCAUAUUAUGGAUCAUAUGGACAACAGGCAACAUUCCGCUGAUAUACAAAUUUACCCAGUCACUGGUUUACGAGGAUCCGCCCGCAAGCAUCAGCUUCAUCCCUGGAUGUUAUCUGACCGAUGGCAGUCCCGUCAUAUUCGCGACUUUCGCUUCGUUACUAGUUAUCGAGACAGACGUUACCUCCAGCACCGACGUUUACGCGACUGCGAGAUCUGGCCUGCGGAAUCCCCUGCUGAAGGUGUUAUAUCGUGACGGCAUCUUCUUCUUCGUCAUCCUUGCACUAUGCUCCCUGGCGCAAGUCCUCAUGCUAGUCACCGGCCCAAGGGAAUAUCUCGAUCUCUUCGACACGUGCGCUCCUUUCACGUUUGCCUCGUCUGGGUUCGGUCUCAACGGCUUUUUCUUCUUCCCCCGUUCCAGCCUCCUGCGCGUCUUGCACUCCAUCCUAUGCUGCCGCAUCCUGCUCAACAUCCGCAUGGCCGGCGCCCCGACCCCGUACUCGACGUUCUCGCACGCCCUCGUCCCGUCCACCGCGGAAGGCACGGCCGACGCCGUACUGGACACGCGGUUCACGACUACGGGGCUCGCGAGGACGAUCGUCGACCCGGAGCCCUACGACGGCGCUUGGACGGGGGGGUUCGCCGGUUACGACGACGUGCCGCUGGCGUUGCUGCAAGGCUCAGAAGCGAGAGGUACAAGGCCGUCGGGCUCUGGUAUGGCGCUAGCUGGCAGAUAG
This is a messenger RNA of Punctularia strigosozonata HHB-11173 SS5, 1149 nucleotides long. RefSeq lists its product as uncharacterized. Lineage: Eukaryota; Fungi; Basidiomycota; Agaricomycetes; Corticiales; Punctulariaceae. The record is from RefSeq and is a predicted model, not a curated record. The coding region runs from base 1 to 1149 and encodes 382 amino acids. The transcript has 15 exons.